Messenger RNA from Megalopta genalis, 2168 nucleotides. It is a transcript of the gene Lamp1, whose product is annotated as lysosome-associated membrane glycoprotein 1. Gene Ontology annotation, cellular component: lysosomal membrane; plasma membrane; late endosome membrane. The record is from RefSeq and is a predicted model, not a curated record. NCBI's taxonomy places the organism in Eukaryota, Metazoa, Arthropoda, Insecta, Hymenoptera, Halictidae. Gene Ontology annotation, biological process: establishment of protein localization to organelle.
UGGCUGCUCCCAUCAUCGGUAUACCCCAGUACCAGUACCAGUACCAGUUGAAGUAAAGUCUAUUUGUGAACGACAUUUUAAGAGAACGGAGUUUCAUUGAACUUCUCCUUACGUUUUAUGUCAUACGCGGCGAAUUUACAAAUAUUUCCUCAACUUGCAACCGAGCAAACCGGAACUCACGAUGAUGUCGAAGUUUUUACUACUCUUCUGCUUUACAACGCUUUACGUAUUGGGUCAUGUUCAAGGGAAUGUUACUGCUAUAAAAAAUGAGUCUGUUCUUGCUGGUAUAUCUCAAAGCAACAAUGCUGCACAGAGUUUCCAAGAACAUAUGGCCCUUAAGGCAUCGAUAUCCGAGACUCCUAUAUUGGAACCCCUAGACCAUGCUGAUAAGAAGUCUCAGGAAUUACCUAUACCUAUUACUGAAGCUCCUGCGAGUACUACUGUCAAACCAGUUCCAACCACAUCGACCCAUCCAAGUACUGCACCGUCGACGGAUACCACAACUGUUGCCCCAACUACUUCUACUACAAGUACCUCAACUAUACCGACUCCAUCUAGUACUACAAGUGCCCCAGUUACUACAGUCAGCCCAGUGGUGUCUACCACUCAAUUACCUUUCCUAAAUCCUGGAAAAUGGGUAGUAAGCGAAAACAAUAUAACCUGCAUUGUGGUUCAGAUGUCUGUACAGUUCAGUAUUACUUAUCCAAAGGCCAAUAAUAUGAAUUCCUCUAUAUUAAUUGAUAUGCCAGUUGACAAUACAACCACCAAAGCAAAUGGAACAUGCGGCAAGCUCGAGCAAGUGCUCGAGUUGUCCUGGUCCAAUAAUGCAACUGCUGGUGACAUGACACUGCACUUCAUGAAAAAUGAGACUACAAAACGCUAUUCUCUUCACCAUUUGGAGGUCAAAUUUCCACAGAAAGACUUUCCAAACACAAUAUUGAAUCAACCUAUGGUUCUUGUACACGAGCCAACCACCUAUGUAGCUGCAUUAACAAAUUCCUAUAGAUGCCUAGAUAAACAGGAACUGAAGUUGAAGUUGAAUGAUACCUCCAAAGAUACUGGCAUCAUUAGAAUACUAGGAUUACAGUUCCAAGCGUUUAAAACAGAUAAUUCCACAAAUUUCGGUUUAGCCAAGGAUUGCGAAUUUGUUACACCCGACAUUAUACCGAUAGCGGUAGGCUGUGCACUCGCAUUAUUAGUGAUUGGAGUUUUAAUCACAUACUUGGUUGGUCGUCGGCGAAACCAAACUCGCGGAUACCUUAGCAUGUAAUUUUUCUAUUAUUUUUUAUCUCUUCUUUAUUAUGUCGAUAAUCUAUGUUUAUGUACUGCAUGUUAAUACCAAACAAAUUACUGCUUUUUUCUUCAUAUUUUUUUUUAAACGUCAAAAGUUAAUGUUCGGAAGAAAAUUGUUUCGAUUAAAUCUUCUUUUCCGAAUGAAAGGACUUUGAAUCGAGUGUACCAGCGACGACGGUUUUAUUUCGUAGAAAUUGUCCUUCCUUUAGUUAAUUACGUGUACAGGGAAUUUUGUAAUAAUGAUACUUUAAUUUUGGUAUACUGUUGCCUGAUAUAUCCAACGGAAGCAUUAUCGGUCCAUAUGCUUUUCUCGUUUAGGAUUGUGAUUAAUGUUUGCAGCAUACGUUCUUUCAUUUAUGUUAUAUUGUGUAAUUAGGUUGCUCGUCGGAUAUGAUAAAAAUAUUUUUAGAAAAUAAACAUUGUAAUUCGAAACUGUUCGAAGAACGAGUUAUAAUUAAUAUGAGUUAUGUUCAACUGUUUUUGAAUUACUAAAUUUGCUAUUUGUAUUUUUCAACACUGACCUCGGUUCGGGAAUUCGACAUAAUUGAUACGAUACAUACACUGAACAAAGUAUAUACGUUUUACUGUGAUAAUACUUUAAUGAGAAUUAAAUCGAUUCAGAGAAGUAUCAAAUUCGUUGCUGAAAAUCUGUUCAUUUGUAAGAAGUUAACUUUCCCUAUAUAUGAACUGCAUCGUUUAUUCGUCAAGAUAUGUAUAAUAUAUUUUACAUUCUCUCUUUUUUUUAGUAGUAAUAACACUAAUACUUCUAGCAAAAGAAGAAAUAUUAUACUAUAAAAUAGUGUCCGGUUUUUAAGUAUAAGCCUGUCUUUAUGAAUAAAGAGCUUGGUUGCUAAUAAAUUACAAUAUAUUUAACA